GUCUAUAUAGGUGUGCAGCAGAUAGGAAUAUGAAACGACAACAAAACAAAAAAACGUCGGCAUACAAUUUGGUAUAUGGCUCAACAUUUUUUAUUCCAACUAUGCAUUGAUUUGAAUGGAAUGACAUCACCACUCUUUAUGAUUCUUGGUUCAAUCUCUGUAUUCAUUAUAAACAUCUGCCAUCUUUAUAUAUAACGUGUUUGCUAAAUGAAAAUCACCAAUCCGUUUUUCUAUUUUUAUUGAUUUUUUUUUGUUCGUCCAAAAUAUCGCUCAUAAAUGCCAAAAUAAAUCCAAUUCAAAAAUGCUAGUCAUCAUUACAAUCAUCUAAUUGUUUUAAUUUGAAUUUCAGUAUAUUACUUGAUUUAAAAUUCGAUUGUCUUGAAGUAUAUUGUUCAUAUUUUGCCUUAAUCAUAUGAAAUCAUUGUUAUGAAUAAUUUUUUGUUUUGUGAAUUAAUACUAUGAUGAUGAUGAUAUGAUGAUGAUGAUCAAUGCAAGUAACACUAUUCAAUCGUCAUCGAUUAGUGAUCGAAAACGAACUUUAAUUGAAGAUUUUCUAUCCUCAUCCGAUGAAAAUAUUAAAGAAUUUCAAAUAGAUGAUCAUGCUAUUGAAGCAAUUUUCGAUUUAUUAGAACAUCCAGAACGUGAUAUUGAGUUGUUCAAAUCAAUUACCAAACGGCUUUAUAGCAUUUAUAAAAGUCAAGAUCGAGAAUUACGACUGAAAACAUUAAUUUUUCUACCAACAUUGAUCGCUGUUUAUAUUCGCUGUCAUCAUAGAAAUUGUUUUACUACAAAAGAUAAUGACCUAAAAUCUGAACCAAAAUCUUCCAUAGCCAUUCUAUUGAUGUGUGUUUAUAAUUUUGAAAUAAUCAAUCAAAAAACCGGGGAUUUAAAAACAAUUGAUGUUCGGUUAAUUUCAUUGGCAAAGCCUUCUAUUUAUCAUGAACAAAGCGCUCAUACAUCCGGACAAGCUUCAAUACCUACUGAACAAAUGUUGGCCAAAAUUAAUAAUCCACAAGAAUCUCGAAUUACAAUCUUUGGUCCAUAUCAUGAAGUAGAACAAUUAAAUACGGGCAAUCAACAAUCAGUAUUUACCGUAUUGAUGAAACUUUACAAUCAACAUAUUCAAGAGGCAGGUUAUUAUUCAUGGCAAUCAAUGUUACGUUUAUAUCUGGAACUUUUGAAACAAGGUUGCAUGUUACAGCGAACUUGUACCGAACUUAAACAACAAAUUAAAGCAAUUCUGCAGAAUGAAUCUAGCAAUAAAAUAAAUUCCAAAGAUAAUGAUAAUAACUCUGUCUUAAUACCGGAAACACUCCAAGUUCAAUUUACAUCAGAAUUCUUGACAGAAUUAAUGAAAGCUAGUUAUUUUUGUUAUCAUAAUGAAUUGGAAGAUUUAGCAUCAGUGAUUGAAGAAAUUUGUAAGCGUUCUACUUACAAAUUUUAUGGUGAUGUAAUUCUGAUGGUGAAUGCAUUCAAAAAUACACAAGCAAUAAUCAAUCGUGAUAGAGAAGAUCAUCGAGCCAAGAUGAAACGUAUUAAUCAAUCAGAGAUUAGUUUGAAUGCCACACCCCCAGUUACAACGAUGACCUCAGUUUCAUCCCGUAAAGCUGCCAUUACAAAUGCUUCAUUCAAAACGAAAAAAUUGCCUGACGAUAUUCCGAUUGUGGCUGGUCCUGCUACACAACCUGCCGCUAAUUUGAAUGCUCAACAAGCACAUUCUAAAAAUUCAUUACAGCCACGUUCAUCAUCAUCGCAAUCACAACAGCAAAAACAAAAUGGUCGUCCAUCAUUCAAAUCAUUGGAUUCUAUCAACGAGGAAGCAUCACCUCUAUCAUCAGCUGGUAAAUCGAAUAAUUCUAACGUUUCAAAUUCCAAAAUUUCGUCCAAGCCUCCACGUAAAGGUGUUAUAAAUAUGUUAAAAGAAUUAAAAGAUGGUGGAAAACAAUCCAAGAAUAAAUCCUCAAAACAAUUAGCAUUGGAAACAAAUGGAAAAAUUAUAAAUUCCAAUCAUAAUCAAGAUGAAUUGAUACCGAUGAAACAAAUGAAAAAUCCAAAGAAAUUUAUUGAUGAUGAGGAUGAAUUGGAUAGAUCAAGUGAUGUGGAUUCCAUACACAUGAUAGGUCUGAAUCCUCCUCUGGCACCAUUAGAACGAUUCACCGAUGAUGAUGACGAUGAUGAUGAUAAUAAAAGCGAUCAAGCUAUGAUUGGUAGCCUCCAUUCCAAUGAGAGAUUCAAAUUAAGGAUCGAAAUCACUGAUCCUUCAUCUGAUGUACAAUCGGAUCGUUCUUCAGGUGCAUCAGCUGUAGCUUUAUUGGGCAACAACGUAAAUCAACAGAAUUCAAAUAAUGGUCAACAACAUAAUCAGAAUGCCACAUCGAAUUCUUCAUCAUUGAUUAAAUCGUCGUGAUUCUCAGUCGUUUUCUUUGAUGCCAAAGUUAUGAUUUUAAAAAUAUGGAUGAUUAAACAAUUUUUUAUUGUUGUCACCCUUA
Molecule: messenger RNA, 2489 nt
Organism: Dermatophagoides farinae (American house dust mite)
Lineage: Eukaryota; Metazoa; Arthropoda; Arachnida; Sarcoptiformes; Pyroglyphidae
Gene: Hyccin
Product: PI4KA lipid kinase complex subunit hyccin
Biological process (GO): protein localization to plasma membrane; phosphatidylinositol phosphate biosynthetic process
Cellular component (GO): plasma membrane
Source: RefSeq, a predicted model, not a curated record